GCUGAGGAUCCCCUGGAAACCUCGCAGGAGGCCUUCUGUGGCUCCUCGGACGCCAUUAUGGCUCCAGAUUAAACAGGGCCAUGCGGAAUGGGCGCCUAUAGAAACACUGCACAGAUUUAUUUUAUUGUAUUUUCCAAUGGGACGCCCGAGAGAGAGAGAGGGGGCCUGGCUACACUCCUCUCCCAGAGACUGUGACUCCGUCAACGGGGUCGGCGCUAGGACCCGGGAGGAGCCGGGGCCGCCACAGAGGCAUUGCAGACUGCGCGUCGGGGAGGUGUAGUGGAAGAAAAGGCGAAAGAGAAACGGAGUAAAUGAGAGGCGCUUCUCUGUCCACAUUGUCGAAGGAGCCUACCAGCUCAAUAUCCCGCCGAAAAAACACUGCGCCCUACAAUGCGACGGACACACUGUUGAAUUCCUGCCCAGGUAACCACCAUUGAGAAGGCGGCCGCAGACCCCAGGACCACGUCUCCAGGUUCCUGCGCAGGGCUUUGUGAAGGAAACUUGGGAAACAAAGCCGUGUCUCUUCCUGUGGGAAACCUGGAUCCUCAACCCUGCCCUCCAACAUGACCAAUGUGGUGAUCGUCAAGGAGGGAUGGCUUCAUAAAAGAGGAGAAUACAUCAAGACCUGGAGGCCGAGGUAUUUUCUCCUGAAGAGUGAUGGUACAUUCAUUGGCUACAAAGAGCGGCCGCAAGAUGUCGACCAGCUGGAAACACCCUUAAAUAACUUCUCCGUAGCACAGUGCCAGCUGAUGAAGACGGAACGGCCCAAGCCCAACACAUUUAUCAUCCGCUGCCUGCAGUGGACCACUGUCAUCGAGCGCACCUUCCACGUGGAGACCCCUGAGGAGAGGGAAGAAUGGACAAAAGCCAUCCAGGCAGUGGCCGACGGUCUGCAGAAACAAGAGGAAGAGAUGAUGGACUCCUCUCCGGACCCCAUGGACAUGGAGGUCUACCUUACCAAACCUAGACAGAAAGUGACUAUGCACGACUUUGAAUACCUCAAACUCCUGGGAAAAGGCACUUUUGGCAAAGUUAUCCUGGUAAAGGAGAAGGCCACGGGACGCUACUACGCCAUGAAGAUCCUAAAGAAGGAGGUGAUCGUAGCAAAAGAUGAAGUGGCGCACACACUCACAGAGAACAGAGUCCUCCAGAAUUCAAAACAUCCGUUCUUGACAGGACUGAAAUACUCUUUCCAGACACACGACCGCCUGUGCUUUGUCAUGGAGUAUGCGAACGGUGGCGAGCUUUUCUUCCAUCUGUCAAGAGACCGGGUGUUCUCAGAGGAGCGGGCACGGUUUUAUGGUGCAGAGAUAGUGUCAGCGCUCGACUACCUUCAUGCUGAACGAAAUGUGGUCUAUCGAGAUCUAAAGCUGGAAAACCUUAUGCUGGACAAAGAUGGACACAUAAAGAUCACAGAUUUUGGCCUGUGUAAGGAGGGGAUCAAAGAUGGCGCCACCAUGAAAACCUUCUGCGGGACACCAGAGUACCUCGCACCUGAGGUGCUAGAAGACAACGACUAUGGCCGCGCCGUGGAUUGGUGGGGUCUUGGCGUGGUGAUGUACGAGAUGAUGUGCGGCCGACUGCCUUUCUACAACCAGGACCACGAGAAGCUGUUUGAGCUCAUCCUCAUGGAAGACAUCCGCUUCCCUCGGACACUUGGCCCCGAGGCACGCUCGCUGCUCUCCGGCCUUCUCAAGAAAGAUCCGAUGCAGAGGUUAGGUGGAGGGCCUGACGACGCCAAGGAAAUCAUGCAGCACAAGUUCUUCGCGGGAAUCGAAUGGCAGGAUGUUUAUGAGAAGAAGCUGGUCCCGCCGUUUAAGCCCAAAGUUACCUCGGAGACGGACACGCGGUAUUUUGACGAGGAGUUCACAGCACAGACCAUCACCAUUACACCACCCGGACAAGAUGACAGUAUGGAGUCCUUCGACAGCGAGCGGAGACCCCACUUCCCCCAGUUCUCCUACUCCGCCAGUGGGACGGCCUGAGCGACUCUCAAACAUUCCUCCGGUCCCGCUCCCGCCCUCCUCACCUAGCCCGACUGCACUCCCCAAAAAAAAAAAAACACCGGGGGCCGCGGCCCCGCCCCCUCCAAACAUUGUCUGCAGAUGCCGUCGUUGGAUGUAACAUUUCCAAUCCAGAAAGUUGUGUUAUUUACAGGAAAGGAGGAAAUUCAAGAUGAAAACAAAGAUAACUGUGGUUGUUCUGUGUGGCCUUUGAAGACUGACUACAGACAGAGAGUUAAAACUAGCCUGCAUUUCCUGGUUGUCACGUUGUAUACUGAGCAGGCAUCCAUACACCAGAAUGACCUGGGAAAUGUAGUUAUUAGUGUUAUGCACAAGUUACUGCUAUUCAUUUUUGAAAAGGGCCAUUUUCUAUUGAACAUUUACAAAUUUAAUAUGUACCAACACUUUUGAAUAGAAAUAGGCAUACUGUGGACCAAAAACAUCAUGUGAGCAGAGUGUGUGUGUAUGUGUGUGUGUGUGCGUGCGUGUGUGUUGUUGAGUGGGUGAUUUCCUCUAUAAGACUUCUGAACAAUUCAAAAACCCUUCAGACCAAGACUUUUUUUUGGGGGGGGGGCUUCAAAAGUGAAUGUACCGUAUCAAAUAAAGUCGAUCUUUCUGCAUAUUCACACGUUGUUACAAAUGGCUGAUUCUCCUCAGACUGACAUACCAUCUUCCAGGAGGAGAAGUUUUGUAAAAAAAAAAAAAUAUUUUUAUCACUUUUCUACUACGCUGAUGCAAAACUUCCUUCGGUCGAUCUGUUUUAUUAUCAUGUCGCACCACGAUGGGUCUGAUCAAUCAAUUGUGCAAUACGGUCUGAGGUGAGGAGCGACAGACAUGCGAAGAAUGCAGAGUGAUUAAUCAUUAAGGUAAAAGAAAAGAGAAAAAGAAGCUGUCCUGCAGUGGAUUCCUGUCGUGACUUUGCACGUCAGAGUCCCUGAGAGCCCCCCCCCCCCCCUACUUCCUGGUCAUGAUAAUAAAUAAUCUUCCACCCCCCUCCUGAAGUAAGUGCUUAUAGUUCCUGAUGCCUUUAAAUGUGGAAGUUCAGCUGCAGACAGUUUUCCCUCUGAUCAGGGUCGGGCAGUGCUGACCGCUCAGAAACUCUUCUCUCCUCUGGGUUUUUCCUCCAUGUACAGAACAGUAUUGGGUGUGUUUUUCUCCACCCAGUGCAUUCACUGCAGCCUCAGUGAGGUCACUUAAACACGAUACACUUCUUUAGGAACACUUUGCAAACCAACUUGGCUUUAGGGGAAAACACACAUUCAUCUUUGAGUUACUUCUUCUGGGGGGGAUUGUUGCCUCUUCACAAGCUUCUGAGUUAUUUAUAUGAGACCAGCAUUGACAAAAAUGAGUUUUACUGUGCCAAUGAUAUGCACUUUGCCGCCCUAAAAUGAAUGUAUUUGGACUCUUUAUUUGUACUUCAUGGUUGGCAACAACUAAAUUAGCUUAUUUCAUGUAAAUUCAAAUGUGGAUACAAAUAAAAAAAACAGACUUGUUUGUUUGAAUGAUUUCGCCCCUUUCGCAGAUGGCUGAGGCUAAACUGAGACUCGUGGGAACUGAAACUUUGCGUACUAGAAGUGCUUCAGUAUUUUUUAAGAUAAGAGAUAAUCAUUUUUCAAAAGUGCAUCACUCGUUAUUGAAUGUAAUGGUUUUUACAUGUCCUUUUUUUUCACUUCAAUCAUUUUUGCAAACUUCUUUUGUUCGGUUUUUCAGUCUGAUUGUUUCUUAUUCCUAUGCACACUCACCCUUUGCUGUCACCUUCUGAAAAUAGGGAAAUGCAUUUUAUACUUUUUAUCUCAACUUUUUGUUUUGUACCUGCCCUCCCAUUUUCCCCCCGAGACUGAGGACACCAGCUUUAGUAAACAAAUAAUAUAAACUUUGUACACUGUUUUUAAUUGUCUCUUUCAAAUUGAUGAAAUAAAAGGUCUUAACAAUAA
Molecule: messenger RNA, 3937 nt
Organism: Scophthalmus maximus (turbot)
Lineage: Eukaryota; Metazoa; Chordata; Actinopteri; Pleuronectiformes; Scophthalmidae
Gene: akt1
Product: v-akt murine thymoma viral oncogene homolog 1
Exons: 14
Coding region: 564-1985 (473 amino acids)
Biological process (GO): protein phosphorylation
Molecular function (GO): protein serine/threonine kinase activity; ATP binding
Source: RefSeq, a predicted model, not a curated record